Salvia miltiorrhiza (redroot sage) is the source of this 3661-nucleotide messenger RNA. RefSeq names its product receptor protein kinase TMK1. Gene Ontology annotation, molecular function: protein binding; ATP binding; protein kinase activity. The record is from RefSeq and is a predicted model, not a curated record. The coding region runs from base 434 to 3274 and encodes 946 amino acids. The transcript has 2 exons. Lineage: Eukaryota; Viridiplantae; Streptophyta; Magnoliopsida; Lamiales; Lamiaceae. Gene Ontology annotation, biological process: protein phosphorylation.
CUUUCCCUCUUAAUUAGUAGUAACUUGAAUCACCAUAGAAAAAAAGAAAGUAUUGAUUUGAUUUAUAGUAGUACAUGGAGACAGCUUAGCUUGUUUUCUCUGUGGAAAGGGGAGCAGAGUGUUUGGGUUCGGCCCAUGUUCCAAAGAAUCAUCCACUUAUUAUACAGCUUUUAAACACUGUCAUCUUUAUUCACAAAAUUAUCUGCUAUUGUGGGGACACCUCUGCAUGUGCUCCAGCUCCUUUCUCUAUGCUAUUUGCAUUUGCAUUUGCUUUACACUUCAGUUUUCGUCCCUUUUCGACUCCAAUGGUCCUCACCAAAACCUACCAGAAAAUAUCGCAGUGAAAAUCUGGUCAGGCAUAUUCCUCUCUCCCCUUUUCUUCAUCUUUCGCCAUUGACAAAGAAAGCCCUUAGCUUCUGCAAAUUUCAUUCAAAUGAAGCCCAGUUCAGGGCUAAAGAUUCAGUCUUUGGAAUCUCUCUUACAUGGGUUGCUGCUGUUAUCCGCAUUUCUGUCUGUGAAAUCACAGACCAGCUCAGACGAUGCUGCCGCCAUGCUUGCGCUCAAGAAAAGCCUAAACCCACCACCGGAUCAGCUCUCUUGGUCCGACCCGGAUCCGUGUAAGUGGGACCGGGUCGUCUGCGUCCAGAACCGGGUGAAACGGAUUCAAAUCGGCCACCAAAAUCUUGCAGGUACGCUCCCUCAGCAACUCUCUGCUUUGGCUGAACUCGAGCGUUUAGAGCUGCAAUGGAACAAUAUUUCUGGCCCUUUACCAACUUUGAAAGGCUUGAAUUCUUUGCAAGUUCUGAUGCUUAGCAACAAUCACUUCACAUCUAUCCCUGCUGAUUUCUUUGAGGGCAUGUCGUCUUUGCUAUCUCUUGAGAUUGAUAACAACCCCUUUUCUGCUUGGGAAAUUCCUGAUAGCCUUAGAAAUGCUUCCACUCUUACCAAUUUCUCAGCUAAUUCCGCCAAUAUUAGUGGAAAAAUCCCAUCUUUUUUUGGCCCUGAUGCGUUUCCUGGCUUGAUUAAUCUGCAUUUGGCUCUUAAUAACUUGGAGGGCGAGCUGCCGGCGUCCUUUUCGGGCUCUCAGAUUGAGUCUUUGUGGCUGAAUGGGCAGAAACUUAGUGGGGGGAUUGAUGCGAUGCAGAACAUGACAUUCUUGAAGGAGGUUUGGUUGCAUGGGAAUGGAUUCUUAGGUCCAUUGCCUGAGUUUUCCGAGUUAAGGAAUUUGGAGACGUUGAGUUUGAGAGAUAACUCCUUUACUGGGCCUGUUCCCGUGUCUUUGGUGAAUCUUGAAUCCUUAAAAGUUGUUAAUUUGACAAAUAAUUUGUUGCAAGGGCCAAUGCCUAAGUUUAAGGAUUCUGUUGCGGUUGACAUGACUUCGAAUACCAAUAGUUUCUGCUUGCCCCAGCCUGGUGAUUGUGAUCCUAGAGUUGAUGCAUUGCUCUCAAUCGUGAAGUUGAUGAAUUACCAUAGAAAGUUUGCUGAGAAUUGGAAGGGGAAUGAUCCAUGUGUUGAUUGGUUUGGGAUCAAUUGCAACAAAGGGAAUAUCACCAUUGUUAACUUUGAGAACAUGGGCCUUGCAGGCACCAUUUCUCCUGCUUUUGCUUCGCUUAAAUCACUGCAAAGGUUGGUUCUUGCCAACAAUAAUCUUACUGGCACGAUCCCUGAGGAGCUCGCGUCUCUGCCUUCCCUUGCUGAGUUGGAUGUGUCGAACAACGACCUUUAUGGAAAACUACCCUCUUUCAGAAGUAACACGAUUGUUAAAACCGGUGGGAAUCCUGAUAUUGGGAAGGAUAGAGUUGAUUCGGACGCCUCUGGCACGUCUUCUUCGGGCGCAGCUAGUCCGGGUUCGGAUAAUGAUCCACAAAAGAAUAAUGGCAAGUCUAAAAGUGUUGUAGGAGUAGUUGUAUUUUCUGUAGUUGGAGGUUUGUUUGUGCUUUGUUUGAUUGGGGUGGCUGCUUUCUGUUUGUACAAGAGCAAGCAGAAGCGUUUCAGCCGAGUCCAAAGCCCGAACGCAAUGGUGGUUCAUCCUCGCCAUUCUGGAUCAGACAACGAGAGUGUGAAGAUCACGGUUGCAGGAUCAAGUGUCAGCGUUGGUGCUGUGAGUGAAGCACAUACCGUCUCAGCCAAUGAGACGAACGACAUUCAAAUGGUCGAAGCCGGAAACAUGGUGAUCUCUAUCCAAGUAUUGAGAAGCGUGACUAAUAAUUUUAGCGAAGACAACAUACUAGGACGGGGAGGUUUUGGUACAGUCUAUAAAGGCGAGCUGCAUGAUGGGACAAAGAUUGCAGUGAAGAGAAUGGAGUGUGGAGUGAUCGCAGGGAAAGGGAUUGCUGAGUUCAAGUCUGAGAUUGCUGUUUUGACAAAGGUUCGACAUAGGCAUCUAGUUGCUCUUCUCGGUUACUGUCUCGAUGGAAAUGAGAAACUCCUUGUGUACGAGUACAUGCCCCAAGGGCCUCUGAGCAGCCAUCUUUUCAACUGGGCCGAUGAGGGCUUGCAGCCAUUGGAGUGGAAGAGAAGGUUGACGAUUGCCUUGGAUGUUGCUCGGGGCGUAGAAUACCUCCAUGGAUUGGCCCACCAAAGCUUUAUUCACAGGGACCUUAAACCUUCCAAUAUUCUUCUUGGGGAUGAUAUGAGGGCCAAGGUUGCAGAUUUUGGCCUUGUGCGCCUCGCUCCAGAAGGGAAAGCCUCCAUUGAAACGAGAAUAGCUGGAACGUUCGGGUACCUAGCACCAGAAUAUGCAGUGACGGGGAGAGUGACAACGAAAGUCGAUGUGUUCAGCUUUGGUGUGAUCUUGAUGGAGAUGAUCACAGGAAGGAAGGCGCUGGACGAGAGCCAGCCAGAGGAGAGCAUGCACCUCGUGACGUGGUUCAGAAGAAUGCACCUCAACAAGGACACCUUCCGUAAGGCCAUUGAUCCAACCAUUGACCUUGAUGAAGAAACCGUGGGCAACAUCAGCACCGUUGCUGAGCUGGCCGGCCACUGCUGCGCGAGGGAGCCGUACCAGAGGCCUGACAUGGGCCACGCUGUGAACGUGCUCUCAUCCCUGGUGGAGCAGUGGAAGCCGACCGAUCAGAGUUCUGAUGACAUGUACGGUAUUGAUCUUGAGAUGUCGUUGCCUCAGGCGCUGAAGAAGUGGCAGGCAUUCGAAGGCACGAGCCACAUGGACUCGUCGUCCUCGUCUUAUCUUCCUAGCUUGGACAACACUCAGACGAGCAUCCCGACACGGCCGUUUGGAUUUGCUGAGUCUUUCACAUCGUGUGAUGGCAGGUGAUGAAGAAGAUUGAGAUGCAACUAAUUUUACAUGUUUAUUCUGUGCUCUUUCCCCCUCAGUCAGUAUAACUUAGUUCUCAUGUCUGUUACCAUUCAUCGUGUUUCCCUUUUUCUCUUUUUCUUAUAAACUUUAUUUGCAUGUGAAGAUUAUUAGUACAUUUUAAGUGUUGAAGAUUCAAGAGUGGCAAUGAAGGCACACUGAAAUUGUAGUAGUUUUUUGUUGCUUGAUCUCUGCACCAGAUUUAAACUGGUUGGGUUAUCUUGGUGGAGAUGAAGCUAGAUUUCAGUGUGAUGUGAUUUAUUUAUUGGUAUAUUAGUAAGAUUCUGGUUGUAAAUUGAUGGAAGCUCCGACAUUGAUUCGUUUCUCAAUCAAAAAGUGUUAGCACUC